AUGCCGCUCGAUGUUGUGAAUUAUACGAUGUGUAAGUGUGCUUUUUGGUGCUAUUUUUAUUAUUGUACUUGCCUGUAGGGUCUUUUUAGUUAAUUUUUAAUAAAAAUCCUUUAGUUCUUUGCUCCAAAAAUGGUUUUAAGGGGAUUUUAGUGAAAUUAGUGCAUACUUUCUGUAAAUUAAGAUUAGGCAUGGGUUCUUUGUUAUCUUUCGACCACAAUUUUAAAAAUUUGAACCAGAUAUGAAAAGUUUGGCACUUUUCAGCAAAACUUUUCAACUUUUCCCUAACUUUAAAAGUUUUGUCGCAAUUUCUUGCUCUUUAAAACUUUUAAAAUUUCAGUCGAGACACUUCGAGUUCUGAGCUUGGUCGCCGUUAACAUUGGCCUGAUCGCAGCGGUAUGGUUGAACUGCGGCGGCAAAAAGAAACCCGCCGCACCGCCUCCCGGCAAAGGCGGUAAGGACAAAUCGCAAGUCGCACCCGUUUCGAACGCCAAACCGGCUGGAGAUGUAAGUUCAAAUGUCAUAUAUGAAAAGAUUGAAGAUUUUGGGACUUAAAAAAAUUUUAAUUUAAAAAAAAUGAAAAUCAAUAAAAAAUGGCACAACAAUCAAAUUUUAGGUAAAAAAUGCCAUUCUUUUUGCAUUGUUUUUUAAAACUGCUAAAAAAAGGUUUAAAAUGAAGAUUAGGUCACACGCGCCAUUCUUUUUGCAUCAAAUUAAAAAAAAUGCAAAAAAGAAGAUUUAAAAUGAAAGUUAGGUAUGUGCCAUUCUUUCUGCAUCAGCAAGCUUUGAAACUGAAAAAUUUGGAAUUUUGCAGCCCAAGAAGGAAGGUUCGACGAAGGAACCCAAGCCUGAGGAGAAGAAGGACGGCAAGGGAGAGAGUAAGAAGAGUCAGGUCAAAGAGACGAGUAAGAAAGAGUCCAAGGUCGAGGAGAAGAAGGAAGAGAAGAAUGAGGAGAAGAAGGAGGAGGGCAAAGAGGAAAAGGUAAUUUUUGAGUUUAAAUUUGAAGUUUAUAGUUAAAAUUUUCAUAAUUUAAAUUUUUUUUACAAUUUGAAAUGAAAAUGUUAAGAUAUUGAAGUACGUAGUGUAAUAUUAAGACACUGAAGUAGAUAGUGUAAUAUAAAAUAUUCCAGAAAGAGGAAGACAAGAAAGAAGAAGGUGGGGAGAAGAGUAAGGUCAAGACAGACAAGAAAGCCGAUAAAAAGGAUGAGAAAGAGGAGGAGAAGGACAAGAAGGAUGGCGAGAAGCUGGUACCCGUCAAGAAACAGCUCGGCAAGAAGGAACAGGAAAUCGUGCAGGGAGCGAAACGGAAAAAGGGAGACUAUCCUACUGUAAGUUUUUUUUAAUUUUCAUAUAUGCGUUGCUGUUUUUUUUGGUUUGGUACAUGUAGGUACAUAUGUACUGUAGAGUACGGUAUGGAUACAGUAGUUUAUAAUAUAAAAGGGAAGACGAUGGGUUGAGCAGAAAAGGGUAUGGUAGGGCUUGGGCAUGGUUUGUUAAGGUAAGGUAAAGUAAAGUAAGGUAAGGUAUAAUAAGUAAACGUCAGCUUUGGACAUUUUAGUAUAAGUAGGGUAUGGUAGAGUAGUAUAGGGUUUGUUAGGACAAGUUGGGGGAAAGUAAGAUAAAGUAACUAUAAAAAUUUGUGAGUAAAAUUAGACCACUAUAAACUAAAAUGAGGUUUCUUUGUAGAUGGACGACGUGCUAUCCGACUGGGACUCGAAGAAGGAAGGCGACAAGAAGACCAAGAGCAAAGACAACACGAAUCUCGAAUCGAAAGAGAACGAGGACGAGAAGAAGGACGACGACAAGAAGGAAUAA
Molecule: messenger RNA, 1813 nt
Organism: Bursaphelenchus okinawaensis
Lineage: Eukaryota; Metazoa; Nematoda; Chromadorea; Rhabditida; Aphelenchoididae
Source: the annotation of a GenBank genome assembly